AUGAUUGGGCAUAUGACCCUUCCUAAAGAUUCUUCUUGGACAAUUAGGAAAUUAUUCAAAUUGAGAGUCUUGGCUCAACCUUUAAUCAAAUAUGUGAUUCGGGAUAGAGGUGAGACCUUUUUAUGGUUGGAUAAAUGGCAUCCAAUCGGUCAUUCAUAUAAAAUCUAUGGUGAAAGAGUGGUUAGGGAUUUAGGAAGCUCCCUUCUUGCUAAGGUUUCUUCCAUCAUCAGGAAUGGUCACUGGAGAUGGCCUAGGCUUAAAAAUAGGUCUAUUCAUCAUAUUAUUGAGAACACCCAUGCUGAUUUCUUUCCUAGUCCUGAGCAUGGUGAUUCUGUGUUGUGGUGUCCUACUGCUAAUAGAAAAUUCCUUGUUAGGAAUGCUAGGAUUUUUAGCAAUAAAGCUUCUAAUGCUUGUGUUGUUUUUCAUUCUAUGGUAACAAAUGUGAGGGAUAGAAGUUGUUCAUGGACUCGGAUGGCAUGUAGUUUUAAUGUUAUAUUGAGUGAAGUGCCUUCUGAAGCGAUUGGACUUUCGAUUAAGAUAUUAGUGAAGGCAAUGCAAUCCCCUGUUGGUGACAUUACGUCAAUGAUAGCUGCAAUUGUUGAUGCUAUUGGGUGUGGAAGUUCAAAGAGAAAACCAGUUGAUGCCAAUCCUGUUUCAGAGACGCCAAAAUUGUUCACGUCUGCAUUCAAAGUUCCUAAAUUAAAGAAUUCAUCUUGUCAUGCCAAUCCUGUUUCAGAGACUCCAAAAUUGUUCACGUCUGCAUUCAAAGUUCCUAAAUUAAAGAAUUCAUCUUGUCAUGCCAAUCCUGUUUCAGAGACUCCAAAAUUGUUCACGUCUGCAUUCAAAGUUCCUAAAUUAAAGAAUUCAUCUUGUCAUGCCAAUCCUGUUUCAGAGACUCCAAAAUUGUUCACGUCUGCAUUCAAAGUUCCUAAAUUAAAGAAUUCAUCUUGUCAUGCCAAUCCUGUUUCAGAGACUCCAAAAUUGUUCACGUCUGCAUUCAAAGUUCCUAAAUUAAAGAAUUCAUCUUGUCAUGCCAAUCCUGUUUCAGAGACUCCAAAAUUGUUCACGUCUGCAUUCAAAGUUCCUAAAUUAAAGAAUUCAUCUUGUCAUGCCAAUCCUGUUUCAGAGACUCCAAAAUUGUUCACGUCUGCAUUCAAAGUUCCUAAAUUAAAGAAUUCAUCUUGUCAUGCCAAUCCUGUUUCAGAGACUCCAAAAUUGUUCACGUCUGCAUUCAAAGUUCCUAAAUUAAAGAAUUCAUCUUGUCAUGCCAAUCCUGUUUCAGAGACUCCAAAAUUGUUCACGUCUGCAUUCAAAGUUCCUAAAUUAAAGAAUUCAUCUUGUCAUGCCAAUCCUGUUUCAGAGACUCCAAAAUUGUUCACGUCUGCAUUCAAAGUUCCUAAAUUAAAGAAUUCAUCUUGUCAUGCCAAUCCUGUUUCAGAGACUCCAAAAUUGUUCACGUCUGCAUUCAAAGUUCCUAAAUUAAAGAAUUCAUCUUGUCAUGCCAAUCCUGUUUCAGAGACUCCAAAAUUGUUCACGUCUGCAUUCAAAGUUCCUAAAUUAAAGAAUUCAUCUUGUCAUGCCAAUCCUGUUUCAGAGACUCCAAAAUUGUUCACGUCUGCAUUCAAAGUUCCUAAAUUAAAGAAUUCAUCUUGUCAUGUAAUUUGACCUCUGUGACAACUUUUUCCUGCCUUCUAUUUAAAUAGGAAGCUAUAGAUAUAUGUAUAUGUUUGUUAGGUUUGACUUGGUUCUGAUACAGAUGAGUUUGAAAUGGAUCACUUGGCUUUGUUUUGGUGGGCAUAAUUGUUCAGUGUAUCCUUCUUCAUUUUAGUGUAAUUUGUGUAAUUGAUUAGGCUUUUUUGUAAUAAAAUGUAAUUUGUGUAAUUGAUUCAGCUUUGAAUCUGUGAACUUCUUCACUGCUGAUCCACUUGGCUAUUGAAAAACUUGUCUCUUGGAUCUCUGAA
Molecule: messenger RNA, 1961 nt
Organism: Camellia sinensis
Lineage: Eukaryota; Viridiplantae; Streptophyta; Magnoliopsida; Ericales; Theaceae
Source: RefSeq, a predicted model, not a curated record